Molecule: messenger RNA, 1506 nt
Organism: Thunnus maccoyii (southern bluefin tuna)
Lineage: Eukaryota; Metazoa; Chordata; Actinopteri; Scombriformes; Scombridae
Product: C-type mannose receptor 2-like
Exons: 4
Coding region: 355-1506 (383 amino acids)
Source: RefSeq, a predicted model, not a curated record
CUUCCCACCCUAAGACACACAAACACACAUGCACAUACACACACACACACACACACAAUUGACUCCCACUCACACGAAGAGACACUGCAAAAAGAGGUUUUUAAAAUAAAGAUGCAUUUUUUUUUAACAAUUUUACAACCAAUGCAUGCAAUGUGUUGAUGUAAUCAAAAUAAUGCUCCUUUCUAAGACUGUGUGUGAUUUCAUACUGUAGCUACAACUCACUAGCUUGAUUAAUAAAACAGUUGGUCUGCUCACUCUGCUUAUCACAUAAAAUAACCAAGUUAGUGGGCUCAGUCUCAUUAAAUUAAAAGGAUGGUGUAAGUAGUGGGUGUGAGCUGGGAUUUUGUUUUAUUUAUGAAAUGCUUGAAAUUCUUCAACUCCAACAAUGCAGUAUUUUCUCUGGUUUUAGGUUCCCUCUUAACAUGUCAACAAUAUGAGUACCACUUUAUUGAAGAGCAAAAGACCUGGUAUGAUGCCCAGAAGUACUGCAAAGAGAAGUAUACAGACCUGGCCACAGUGUAUGACAUGACAGACAUGACACGACUCUGUAAGUCUAAAGAGAAUCAACAGGAAGCCUGGAUUGGGCUGCACAACAUGCCAGGCAUAGAAAACACAAAGUGGCACUGGUCUCUGCCAGGGGUGGAGUACAAUGCAACUGAGGCAAAAUGGUGUUCUGGAGAACCAUGUUGUACAUUUCAUGAGAGCUGUGUGUAUAUGAUAUCUCCUAAGAACUGCAGACGGGAUGUGCCUUGUACUUUGAGACCCAUUGGCUUUAUCUGCUAUGAUGAAAAGAAUUCAUCCAAAAAAUUCCAUUUGUUUGAAGAAAAGAAGACGUGGCCAGAAGCUCAGAGCUACUGCAGAGAAAAUCACACAGACCUGGUCAGCGGACUCAACCAGUUACAAGACGAAAAGCUAAAGGAGGAGAUAAAAAACACUACUUUCAAAUAUUGGGUCGGCCUGUUCAGAGAUAACUGGAGGUGGUCAGAUGAGAGUCUAUUCUCUUUCAGACACUGGGAUCACAGCUAUUUUGUCAAUCAGCCACUUGAGAAGAAAUGUGCAAUGACCAUGUUGAAUGAAACAGGUAGAUGGAAGACUGAUGACUGUAAGAAAACCAAAUCCUUCUUCUGCUAUGAUGAUAAAGUGAUCCUGAUCAAUGAAAACAAGACCUGGGAGGAGGCCUUGUAUUACUGCAGAGAGAACCAUCGUGACCUGGUCUCCAUCACUAACCUUCACCAGCAGAGUUGGGUCAAAGAGAGAGCCAAGAAGGCUGACAGUCCCUACAUCUGGCUGGGACUGCGCUACACCUGCACUCUGGAUUUCUGGUUCUGGGUCAGUGAUGAGGUCGUCUCCUAUAAGAACUGGGCCUCACCUUUGCUGUAUAACUCCAAUCAAUACCAUCAGACUGUGGGGGAUACAAAGUGUGAGAGUAUGGCACCAAACAGAGCAGCAGCAGCAAGAGGAAGACAAUGGAUAACAGUGCUACUCCCUGUGUUUAUGUGCCACUGA